This is a messenger RNA of Osmerus eperlanus (European smelt), 1146 nucleotides long. It is a transcript of the gene tmem74b, whose product is annotated as transmembrane protein 74B. Bases 400 to 1146 code for a protein of 248 amino acids. The transcript is spliced from 3 exons. NCBI's taxonomy places the organism in Eukaryota, Metazoa, Chordata, Actinopteri, Osmeriformes, Osmeridae. The record is from RefSeq and is a predicted model, not a curated record.
AGGAAGUAGGCUUGUGCAUAAUGCAUGGCCUUGAUCUCAGUUUCCAUGGCAAUCCCACCAUUUCACUUCUAGACUCCCCCGUUGUUACCCAAUCAGUUUGGUUCUAGUUUUCUAUCAAGCAAAUCGGAGGCUAUGAACGACAAAACUAGAGUAGGCGCGAUAAACAGACUACUCUAUCCCGUGUUCUAAUUUAAAGACCUGUACCAGGUGAAGCAUCAUGGUCCGUCCUAACCCUCAGUUGGCAGUCCCAGGCAGAUUCCUCGCGCAAGGUCUCCCUCGCAACACCACCAGGCAUCUUUGAGCUGCAAAUGAUCACUGGAGCGUCGGUACCUGGAGGUAUUCACUGAGAUAAUGAGGAGCGGGCUGAUUUAGCGACAUGAGAACAUCCGCCGCAGCUCGAUGGAGUCUUUCAACGCCGUAGAGCUCCGCGACCUAGGGGAUGGGGGAAGGCGCACUGCUCCUCGAGACGCGCCGUCAGCACCAUGGACAGCGGCCAGAGCGGGCAUCGAGAACGCCUCAUAUCAGGAUGAGGAGCUCGAGACCAGGUUCAACGACCAACAAGGACCACCAUGCAGCUCCAGCGUUCCCCGUUCCACAUCUGGCUACCAGACUCAGAGGGAUCAUCAACUGUCACCGCGGUCAGAGGAGGAGGGACAGGAGAUGGAUUUCAAUGACCCCUCAGUGGACUAUGGGUUCAUCUUGGCGCUGGUGUUCCUGGUCAGUGGGAUAGUGCUGGUGGUGGUGGCCUACACCAUCCCCCGCGAGGCUAAGGUGGAUCCGGACCUGGUCUCGGCCAGGCAGAUGGAGCGUCUGGAGCAGUACUACGCCCAGCUGGGCUCCCAUCUGGACAAGUGCAUCAUCGCUGGCCUGGGACUGCUGACUAUGGGGGGUAUGCUGCUGUCUGUCCUGCUCAUGGUGUCCGUCCUCCGGGGCGAGCUGCACCGCAGGAGGACUUUCGUCCAUCCCAGGAAGACCUACGGGUCUAUCAACCUGCGAAUGAGGCAGCUGGGGGAGGGGGGGAGGGACGGGGAGGGUCUGGUGGAGGGUGACCCGGGCGUGGAGGGACCCUCAGACCCGGGCCGUGAGAGGCACUCGCGCGGGGCGCAGGAGCAGGGGGGGGAGCACAGUGAGAGACGGCAGGAGUAA